UUAAUCCGGUGAGCUUCGACUGGUUUCUUCUUACCUCGGCGCUGUAAUUGCUUCGAAAAUUCUCCUCCUUACGACCGCGGGAAACUUACUCCGGUUAUGUCGGACUCGGAACCGAAAUGGAAUCGUGCCGGGUAAUAAAUCCUUCGCUCUUUAAGGGUUUGCGAUUUUCGCGGAGGAGCAAGCUGGCGAACGCCUGCGCGAAAUCCAGGAUUCUCGGUCACCUCCUCGGAUAUGAAUGAAAGCUCGAAGCUUUCAGUACCGCGCGAAACGGCCAGCCGUACGUUACCCAUUUCCGUUUUACACUUUUUCGCUUGCGAAAUUCUGAAAUGGUUUUUGCAUAAUGCUGUUUUUUCAAAUCGUUUGUAAUGAAAGAAAUUUUUCAUAAAAGAAAGAAUUACAUCGGGAAUGAAAGGCGACCUAAUUGAUUCGCGAUAGACGAAAAUUAAUCAGAAGAAUGUUCACCGGCUUAAUUUAUCUGGUGCGAAGAAAUCUGAUAAAAUGAUAAGUGAUGUUUGACUUCUUUGUGAUUGCUUUUGAAUCUUAAAUAUACUACAAAAGUAAUUGUACUUCGGGGACAAAUCAGGUUUCCUUAGGGAAGAUGGAUUUUUGAAAAUCUUAAUUUUGAUUAUUUAAAUAUUAAAAAUAAUUUAGGAAGAAAAUAAUAUAAUUCUUAUAAAAUUUAGUAUGUAACUGGGAAAUAUGAAUAUUAAAUAAAUAUCAAUUCAAAUUUUCCCAUUUUCCUGCAUUGGAGGGGGAAGCCUUCUUUGUACAUCUUUGGGAAAAGCGACUGUUAUCGCGAGAAACCAUAAAAAAUAUGGUACAAAGAUUAAAAGAGAAACCCAGACUGUAACUCGUCUAUGAACUAUCAGAGCACGCGACACACGGUCAUGUACGAAAUCCCCGGCAACGAAACGGUGGAAGGCAACGAAACUCUCCUAUCCAACGUGUCCCUAAACGAGGAAUACAUCUUCGACAGAACCGACGUGAAAGUGAUUUUUAUUACACUUUACAGUAUCGUGUUUGUCUGCUGCUUCUUCGGUAAUUUGCUUGUGAUCCUGGUGGUUACCUUCUCUCGACGACUACGAAGUAUCACAAACUUCUUUCUGGCAAACUUAGCCGUGGCCGAUUUCUGCGUCGGCAUAUUCUGCGUGUACCAAACCCUGACCAACUACCUGAUGAACAGCUGGCUGCUCGGUGACUUUCUUUGCAAAGUUUACAUGUUCGUCCACGCACUUUCUUACACGGCCAGUAUAUUGAUCCUGGUGGUAGUCUGCGUGGAACGAUAUUUGGCCAUCGUUCACCCGAUCAAAUGCAGAUCCGUGCUCACCAGACGUCGUCUGCAACUGGUGAUCGGAGUAGUUUGGAUGAUCGCGGCGAUCUACGCCUCUCCCAGGUUCUUUUACGUCGAGACCAUGAGAAACCGUUUGAUCACGGGCGACGUAGACAUCAUCUGCUUGGCCAACAUUAAGAAACACAACAAGGCCGUCCUGGACGCGGUAAACCUCGUCUUUCUCUACCUAGUUCCGCUCGCGCUGAUGUGUCAUUUGUACUCGAGAUUGGCGGUAGGUUUAUGGAAAAGUAGCGCCACUCUAAGCGGUGCAGCUAGCAACGCUAGAAAUGGUAAAUCCCAUCGCAUCCAGACUUCCAGCAGAAACGUGCUGCGAGCCAGACGCGGCGUCAUCAGAAUGUUGAUCGCCGUGGUUAUGAUGUUUGCCGUCUGCAAUUUGCCGCAACAAGCACGAAUCGCCUGGGGAUAUUGGGACUCGAACUACGAUCGUACAUCGGACUUUAGCACUCUCCUAACUUUGUCGACUUUCUUGAUUUCCUAUGUGAACUCUUGCCUCAAUCCGCUCCUCUACGCUUUCCUGUCCCGGAAUUUUCAGAAAGGGACCAGAGAACUUUUCAACUGUUACGGGAAAAGGAGAAAACGAAGCGGCGCGGGAAGUAGUGCUUUAGCAAUGGGAUGCACCAGAGGAGAUACAUCGACGCGACAGGAGAAUAGUAUGAACGCGAAUAUUGCACAGGCCUCCCUUAUUCGGACCAGUUCUGGACAAGAUGCUUCUCGGACCUCUCGAACUUUUUUUAGGCAGACAACUUGCGAAAAAAGUAUGUGAUUUAGAAACUUCUUUGUCAAUGGUGUUAGCUAUGUGGGUUCUACCGCUACCCCUUAGAUACUGAGGUCAAGCUAAAUUGACCGCGGACCGGUCAAGGAUGGGUUGCCGCUCUCAAGGUGGGAGAUCGAAAAAAUGUUUCCAAAACAUUUUUAUGCAUCGUGACGGAUUAAAUUUCGAAUUUUGAAAUAUAAUUGGAAGUCUACCCGAUCCGAAAUCUCAAAAAGGAGAAGUUCUGGACCCGUUCCGAUUCCAAAAAAAGGAAAUUGAGAAAUUUCUCACCCCGAUUCGAAAAAGAAAAAAUUGGGAAAUUCCUGGAUCCGACUUGAUCCCAAAAAGAGAAAAUUAGGAAAAUUCUCUUGAGCCGGACCCGAUUUCAAAAAGAGAAAACUGGGAAAUUCCUCGACCCGGACCCGAUCUCGAAAAGGGAGCAAUUCCGGACUAGAAUUCCGAAAACGGAAAAUUCCUCAACCCGAUCCCAAAAAAAAUCCCGACCCGACACCAAAUAAUGAACAAAAAACUUUAUAUAAAGGUCAAAAAGAAAAAUAGAACACAGAAAAGGAGUAGUGUAGUUUAAUAAAAAUUGAUGGCAACGUCCGUUGAGCAAUAUGGGGAAAGAAAUCUUCCCCUAAGCGCCCAUCCAGUGGAAAGCAUGCACUAUUGUGUCCCUGGUAAAAGAAAAAACUAAAACACUAAACCAUCCGUCUAAAGCUUCACGUAAUCGUAAAACGGUCUCCUCUGUUUCCUCUCAGUUCGAAGACUCGCGCGUUAACGUCCAAUCGAUUUUACCGAUCGAGCAUUGUGAAAAUAAACUCGCACGAAGAGCCUUGUAAUCUUGUUUCGUAUCAUUUCCUCGCUGAAAUAGCGAUUGUAACAGGAAACAAGAGUGGUUAUUAUUUCAAGCAACCGAACCGGUAUCGAAUUGGCAAAAUAAAAACUAGAAUUUCACGCAGGUACGAGGUGUAAUUGUUAUACAAAUAGCCAAAGGCUACAUUUUUAAAUGAAAACGAAUGAAAGCUACGAUUGCGAAAAUAAAAGCUGAAGGAUCGAGUAUUUUUCUCGAUGAGUUCGUCGCAUCGUUCCUCUAUGGAAAUGCUUUCAAGAAUCGAUCGAAAAGCUGUUUGCAUCGAAAACGCGACAAUGUUGUCGAAGCAUUAGAAAUUCAAACCCUUUUAUGCAUUCACGAACAAUGAACAAUUGCUCGAAGAAAUGAUAACAUCUCCUGUACUCAGUGUCAGCUGUUCACCUUAACAUCGUGUUCGAUAAUAAACCAUAUUGAUUCAAGUCUUA
This is a messenger RNA of Osmia lignaria (orchard mason bee), 3401 nucleotides long. Its product is annotated as trissin receptor-like. NCBI's taxonomy places the organism in Eukaryota, Metazoa, Arthropoda, Insecta, Hymenoptera, Megachilidae. Gene Ontology annotation, biological process: G protein-coupled receptor signaling pathway. The record is from RefSeq and is a predicted model, not a curated record. Gene Ontology annotation, cellular component: plasma membrane. Gene Ontology annotation, molecular function: neuropeptide Y receptor activity.